AUGCCGAUCUGCCAGUGUCCGACGGAAUGUGAUGGAUGUCAGCGCGAGCUCGAUCCCUCCGUUGCUGCACAUCAUCUCCAGACCUGCAAACGCCGAUCCUCCAAGCUUCCCACGGCGCAUGACAACCUUACUCGUACGAUUCGGUCGAUGCUGAACGAAGCUGGUCUUCAGAGUGUCAUCGAUACAGUGGGGGAUCCUCGUUCUCGACGGCAGGUACCCUCCCAUCCUCAUGGCCGCAAGAUGAAGGGCGAUAUCCACAUCCCUGGAAUCCGCGAUCGAGGGUCCGAGCAGUACGAGGGCUUGAUGGCGGACGUGACGUUGGUCCACCCUUACAUCGGUAGCUCUGCCGACCUGACCAAGUGGGGGGAGGUCAACCUCGACGCCCUCCAUGCUGCAGCGUCUGAGAAGAUUCGCAAACAUCGCGCUGCAUAUGCCAUGACUACUCCUCCUCGAGCGUUCAUCCCUCUUGCCAUCUCGACGGACGCGUCUGAGAAGAUUCGCAAACAUCGCGCAGCAUAUGCCAUGACUACUCCUCCUCGAGCGUUCAUCCCUCUUGCCAUCUCGACGGACGGUACCCUGCAUCCUGACACCCUCCGCUUCAUCUGGUAUCUCGCGGACAUCAUUCCUCAGCGCUCGAUGCCUCUUGAGGAUGCGGCGUUUGGUCGGCACUUCGUGCCUGAUGACGGCCCUGCUGCUGAGGUCUUGGCUCGCAAACGCUCCGCCACCUAUCAGCGCCUCACCAUGCAGCUUACGCUGGAGGCGCUCUUGUCUGGUGCGAGGCGCAUGACGCCCUUGCGGGCGCAAGCACUUCUCGAGCCAGAGGACAGCUCCUCCUCGGACUUUGUCGAGUCGCCCGAGGGGAGUCUUCGCCGGAGGUCUCCGACUCCGAUGGGGGAAACCCUUCGAGUGGCCCCGACGAUCGGCGCGGAGCUGGCGAGGCGUCUCCGUCCCUCACUGUGA
Molecule: messenger RNA, 960 nt
Organism: Guillardia theta CCMP2712
Lineage: Eukaryota; Cryptophyceae; Pyrenomonadales; Geminigeraceae
Exons: 2
Coding region: 1-960 (319 amino acids)
Source: RefSeq, a predicted model, not a curated record